AUGCAAUUCUUAAAAUACCUCCUUCCAUUCGUCUUCCUGCUGUCAACAUCAAGGGGUGAACAGCUUCAAUUUCAACUCCAUUACACAGUUCGGGAAAAUGAACAUAUUGGUUAUCGAGUUGGUUACCUGAAUGAUGACCUCAGGCGUCAACAGACGCUCAAUUUCUCCCGACUUUGCGGAGACGCAGACGGAUGCAAGGAUCUUCGCUAUCGAUUGCGAGAGCCAUCCACUUAUCUUGAACUGGAUGAAACUACUUCCAUGCUCACGACAAAAUCCAUUAUGGAUUUCGAACAACUAUGCACAGCACAAUGCCGAUCAACCCUUGAUGCCUUCCUAAGUGUCACUGUAAAUGUUUGGCAGGAUAAAAAAAUCAUUGCAGUCCUUCACGUAAGGAUUCAGGUCAUUGAUAUUGAUGACAACAAUGUUGAAUUUCCUGAAGAUAUAUCUCGUCCGUUUGUCCUUCGGUUGAAGGAGGUAAUUUAUCGCAAAGGAAAAACGAUUGAACUUCCUAAAGCUGAAGAUAAGGAUAUCACACCAAAAUACUCAACUAUCUCCUAUCGAUUGGAAUUUUCCUCUUCCCAGUGGGCCUCCAUGAAAAUGGUUGAACUUACUGUAACUAAUGACUCCAGGCCUCUACUGGUUCUAAAGGAAGACUUGGAUUACGAGGAAGCUAAGGAAUAUGCUUUUUCUUUGGUUGCUAGUAACCCUGACAUACAUUCCGGUGUUCCAAAAUCCAUCUCUCAAGAAGCUAAAAUUCCAAUAUUAGUUCAAGUUUUAAAUAUUAAUGAUAUGGAACCUGUAUUCUCGCAAUCUGUUUAUACAGUUGAAUUACCCGAGGAUGUACAGCCGGGAACAGUAAUCUUUGAGUUAAAAGCCAUUGAUCGCGAUGCAGAUGCAGUGUUAACUUAUUCAAUUAACGCGGUCCCUGGAAUGAACCAAUCAACGCCGUUUGAUGUGGAGCCGGAUGGAAAAGUGCGUCUACAAGAGGCCUUCGAUUUUGAAAAACGCGCUGAUUAUAAUCUGCCAAUCAAAGCAAGUGACGGAGAAUUCACCGCAUCCACCCGUUUGCAUAUUCGGCUUCUUGAUGUUAAUGAUGAAGCACCAACAUUUAUUGUUAAUCCUACUCAUCUAACCGUCGAGGAAAAUCAGCCACCAAAUGUACUCGUAGGCCAGGUCGUCGUUCGAGAUGCGGAUACCUUUGCGGUUAACGGCUAUCUGGAAUGUUCAGAACCAACAGAGGACUCUGAACGCCAGCCUUUACGUUUUGAGCGUCGAGUGGUUCCAAUACAGCCUCAAUUACAACAGGAAUCCACUACCGCUGUUCCGGAGUUGCAAUUUGACCUUUAUACACGCCAGAGUCUAGACAGGGAAGAGGGCGAGCCGGUACGUCUUGCUCGCCUGGUCUGCUGGGACGGGGUUGGAGGUGGCGUUGGUUUAGGGGGAGCAAGUGAUUACAUCUAUGGUGGUGGCUCACUGACAAGCUCCAACAGUGGCCGUGUCUCUGUGCGACUCACGUCAACUCUCACCCUCUCUAUUCACAUUCAAGAUCGAAAUGAUAACGCGCCUAUCUUCACUCAAUCUACUUUCACCGCAGAGUUAUUGGAAAAUAGUGACAUUCGAAAAGAGAUUAUUCAAUUGACGUCAAAGGAUUACGAUACCGAGGAGAAUGCCGUGACAAGGUACAGCUUGACUGACGAUAGCGAAGACGCUUCUCUUUUUUAUUUGAAUGAAGAAACCGGUCGAUUAUACGCGAUGACUCGUUUUGACAGGGAAACGAGGGAUAAUUAUCAGUUGCAAGUGGUGGCGUAUGAUGUCAGCCAAAACCCGUUGGAAAACCCUGGAGGAGACCAUCAGACAGUCUCCACGGCCGUGGUGAACAUUAAAAUAAUCGAUAUCAAUGACCACACCCCGUUGAUUCAAGAGGCAGGAGAACUUGCUCUCCUCGAAAACAAGGAUCCAGGUUUCCUUGUUGGUCAUUUGACUGCUACUGACCUUGAUGAUGGUCCGAAUGGUGAAGUAACAUUUGAGAUUGUACCGGAAGAUCCCCGAGCUGUUUUCAACGGACCACAACUCACUCAGGCUAUAGGAUUUCGGAUGACGCCUAAUGGCAGCAUAUUCUCCACACGACAGUUUGAUAGAGAAGUACAGUCACGAUACUGCUUCCAAGUUCAAGCGAAUGACAAGUCACCCGACAAUGCUCUCUCCUCCACUGCCCGAAUUUGUGUCAACAUUCUCGAUGUCAACGACAAUGCGCCCAUCAUACACUCAAUUGAGGGUCCAGAUGCACGCUAUGAAAGGGAUUCAUUGGCACAGAAACCCACAUUCCCAGGAAUGGAACCAUAUGAUACCCAGAAUUCUUUGGCUGCAUAUGACUUGCCGAGUCUCCGGAUAUCUCAGAAUGAGGCUCCUGGAUAUUGUGUUUUAUCGAUGCAGGCCACUGAUUUGGAUGAAGGUGAAAAUGCCGAAUUGCGCUACGCUCUGAACAAUGGUGCCAACUGUACACCACCCAAUUCAUCUCCUUCUAGAUUUGGACACGGAAUUGACGAAGAAAAGCAGGAAAAUAAAGAACCGGAGUUCCGCCAGUUUCCACUUAACACAUUUAGAAUUGACGAAAGGACAGGAAAACUUCUGUUGGUUAGAAGACUCUCCCACAAAGAAAUUGGGACUUACUGCCUUGGGCUUGUUGUCGAAGACCAAGGUCAUCCUUCCUUAAAAUCAACUCAGAUGAUUGAACUAGUAGUGGAGGAUGUCCCGAGUAGAGGAAAUUGGUUAGGAUCGUCUGGAAGUGGAAAAGGAGGUCUAAACGGUGGCUCGCACACAAACCCCUCUCGUCUUGAAGCAAAGAACAUUCUCAUCGUCAUUGUCCUUUCAACCGUGUCAGCAUUCCUAGCAGCUGUUCUCAUCUCCGCCAUUCUAUGCAUGGUCAGACCUUUUCAUAAAGCCGGAAGAGGACGUCGUGGAAACGGUCAUGGAAAUAGUAAUAUGGGCGGAGGCAUUAGCGGGGGUGGGACUCUUAAACUACCUCCGUUCGCUAUGGAACCUCAUACAAGUCCUGCAUUGCUCAUGCAUCCUGGCGGAACGCUGUCUUGUUCGGAUUCUGCAACCUUGGACGGCUGUUCAGCUGUUGGAGAUGGAACGUGGAUUGUUGGAACUAAUGGAACUCUAAUCAGUGCAUAUGAUGGAAGCGAAUUGAAGAGUGGGACUUUCCGACUGCAUACCGAUGGAACGGGACAAAUCUGGAGUCCAAUGCGAAUGACGUCAAGUGAUUGCGCAUUCGAAACUGAGAGUCUCAUUCCCCUCAGUUUUCCUCCAGAUGCUGCUGGAAAUCCGGUGGUAUCAGGAGGAACGUUGCAGCGUGGUCAGCAUUUCUUACUUCAGCAGUCGCCGCCUCCCGGGUGCACUAUUUCACGUGGUGCGGCUGUUGAAAUGGUUACAGUGCCAUGUGGCGGGCAAGAUGAACAACGAUCAGAUAGUGGACGAGGUGCAAGUGAUGAAGAGGCGAUCUUCCAAGGUCCUUUCCAGCCCAUCCUCUAUGGAAUUCCUGUCGCUUCUACAACAGUGAAUGUUUCUGGAUCAGCAGCUUUAGCUCAUAAUCAUACAAGCUUUACUGGACCCAUUCCUGAUGGAAAAAACAAAACGCCUGUAACUACCGCAAGUGGUAUCUACUUAUGCGCGAGCUCUUUAGCUGGUCAGACAGCAACUUCAGGAGCUGCAGGUGCAGGAUCUAACGAGGCUCCAACUCGAUCCGUUUCCACUUUCGUUACAGCCAUGGAGAACGAGACAUCUAGUCUACCUCGUGGUGAAGUUGUUCCACCCUUCACUGGUAAUAUCAACAAGACCUUUAGCUUACCACGAGAAGGUUUAUGCAUGACAAAGAGUCUGCUGGAUGACCACACUGUGGAUGAAAGCGCCAACAGUUUAUGCCAAGAGAUUGAUCACCUUCUCUUUGACAAUAUGAUCUAG
Molecule: messenger RNA, 3963 nt
Organism: Rodentolepis nana
Lineage: Eukaryota; Metazoa; Platyhelminthes; Cestoda; Cyclophyllidea; Hymenolepididae
Source: the annotation of a GenBank genome assembly